Messenger RNA from Acanthamoeba castellanii str. Neff, 1032 nucleotides. Its product is annotated as Ras subfamily protein. The record is from RefSeq and is a predicted model, not a curated record. Lineage: Eukaryota; Discosea; Longamoebia; Acanthamoebidae. Bases 1 to 1032 code for a protein of 343 amino acids. Gene Ontology annotation, molecular function: GTPase activity; GTP binding; protein binding. The transcript is spliced from 6 exons.
AUGAAUUGCACGGCAGAGGGAGUGGACGUGGCCCGGAGAAAGAAGGGCAGCAAGGGGGCUGUGAAGUCCGUUCUGGGGAGUGCAACGUUUGUGAGUGGCCAAAGCGAACAGGCCACCUGCGGCCUGUUGGCACUCACCGACGCCCUCCUGCUGUCGGCGCUCCUCCCCCUCCUCCCGCCGGUAGCCCUCCUGCGCCUGGGCGCCACCUGCCAGCGGCUCCGUUCACUGACCAGCCACGACACUGUAUGGGCAGCGCACUAUCGCUCGGCCCGCGGCAAGGCAAAGAGCAAUCACGCCGGCAGCGCGCCGCUGAUGAAGGCCUGGCGCGAGUGGGUCGCCGUGGGCCUGGAGUGGGAGUAUCCGGGUCUCGUCCAUGGUACCCACCACCACCACCAUCAGUACUACAGGCAGCGCCUGGCCCACACCUCGGCCCGGGAAUGGAGCUCAAGUCCCGCCCACCGCGCCGCGCGAAAGGAGCUGGCGCGGGCCAUGCGCAAGCACCAGGCCCCACAGCACGACUACAGCUUGAAGGUCGUGGUGGCUGGCGACUGGCGGGUGGGCAAGGACCGACGCCAUGCGCCACCCUACGAAGAGCACCCCGACUUCGUACCGAGCCCGCUUCACCUGUUCGCUGCUGCAGCCGCCGCCGCCGCCGCCUGGGAGAAUCCGAUCACCGGCUUCAAGACGGUCGGGUCGAGCCCCUUUCGUGAUUGCGACGCGGUGAUCGUUUGCUUCGACGCCACCGCCGAACGCUCCUUCGACAGUGCCAAGGCCCUGGUGCAGGAGAUCAAACGGUACACGUACGACCGGGUGCUGGGUCGCAUGCUGGUCGGCACCAAGUGGGACAAGCGGAAGAAGCGAGCAGUUCCACGAGAGCUCCCAAAGGCCUUCGCAAUGGAGGAGGGAAUUCCGUUCGCGUGGACAAGCGCGAAGAAGGGGACGGGCGUGGAGGAGGCCUUCCGACUGCUCGUCGGCGAGAUGUACGCCCGAGGUGUCAUCCUCCACAAGGCACGCAACAAAAAACCGAAAUGA